This is a messenger RNA of Paralichthys olivaceus (Japanese flounder), 1497 nucleotides long. RefSeq names its product NK1 transcription factor related 2-like,a (gene nkx1-2a). Gene Ontology annotation, molecular function: RNA polymerase II cis-regulatory region sequence-specific DNA binding; DNA-binding transcription factor activity, RNA polymerase II-specific. Lineage: Eukaryota; Metazoa; Chordata; Actinopteri; Pleuronectiformes; Paralichthyidae. The record is from RefSeq and is a predicted model, not a curated record. Gene Ontology annotation, biological process: regulation of transcription by RNA polymerase II; cell differentiation. Gene Ontology annotation, cellular component: nucleus.
CUGACAGACAGAGGCAGGGGAGCGAGGUCCACACCACUGCGAGGGAUCAUCACCACUAAUCCGGUUCGAUGAAGUUUGAAGACAAGAAGUAGGCGAAACUAUGCGAAGUUCCUCUCCACACGCGUAAUUACGCACGUCAGUCAUUUUCUUCCUCCAUCCUCUUUGAACGGUUCUCUCUGUGAAAAAGGAUGCUGGACCCCGAGGACUGUGGAGUGACAAUGACGUCCAGUCAUAAGAUUUCCUUUUCAAUAAUUGAUAUACUGGAUCCCAACAAGUUCAACAGCAGAAGGGUGAACGAACUUUCCAAGGAGAAGUUUCCUGGAGCAGAUGCGGAGGGAGCAAGUUUGGAGUCGGACAGCGCUGCGGAGGGAGACUUCACGAAAGCAGGGGAAGAGACCAGAGAUGCGCACUCAUCCUGCAGGCAUCACACAAAUGUUGCAGACCCCCCCCUCUCCUCUCCUGCGGACACAGACCCCUGUCUCCCCGGUGAUCAGGACCAGGACGACGGAGAGUCAGCGGUCACCCCGCAGGCCCCAUCCGGCCACAAGCGUCGGCGCACGGACCAGGCCUGCUCCAAACCACGGCGCGCCAGGACAGCGUUCACAUACGAGCAGCUGGUGGCUCUGGAGAACAAGUUCCGCGCCACUCGGUACCUGUCCGUGUGCGAGAGACUAAACCUGGCCCUGUCCCUGAGCCUGACCGAGACCCAGGUGAAAAUCUGGUUCCAGAACAGGAGGACCAAGUGGAAAAAGCAGAACCCCGGAGCGGACAGCACCUUGCAGCCCGGCUCCAACUCCCUCGUCAGCGUCAGUCCAAACCCGACCUCCUGCGGCUCAAGCUCCGCCAGCUUCCACCAGACUUUCCCGAACUUCAGCUCCGGGAACGUGAUCUUCCACACGGCCGGUGCUGUUCCUCUUCCAUCCACCGGGGGGCUCCUACAUCCCUUCAUGUCCAGUGGAUUCCUGCAGCCCACUUACUUUAACCCACAUCUAUGAGAGGACAAAACUGACACGAUGCAGCUGCUGACAAGUGUUGACUGGGACACACCAAAUGUAAUUCGAUUCACUGUUACUGCCCAGAACCAUUGUAGCUGUUGCAUUGAUGUCACACCAUGUUCUCCAGAGUGAAGGCAGCUGUUUGUACCAGGUCUGUUUUAUCAUAUUGUUCAAAAUGAGUUUAAACCUCAUUAAACUACUUCAAAGUAUGCAACUGUGCGUACGUCAACAUCACAGCAAAAGGCCAAACAAGUGUCCCAUGACUGAGCCGAAGCGUUUACAAUGUUUAGUUCUGUCAAACCUACACCUCCAUGCACUGACUGUGCAUCAUUGUGUUUUCACUGUGUAUUUAACAUCUGAUCCAGGGUCCUUUUCUGCAUCAGUGUGUCUUACAUUUCUGCACCAUAAUGCAACCACCCAGCUGCCUCUCAGAUGUUUACACCACUCACCGUCUGCUGCGACCCACUACCCACAUCAGUAUAAUAACUUAAUAAACGCAAAC